Messenger RNA from Sesamum indicum (sesame), 1188 nucleotides. It is a transcript of the gene CXIP2, whose product is annotated as CAX-interacting protein 2. Gene Ontology annotation, cellular component: mitochondrial matrix. Lineage: Eukaryota; Viridiplantae; Streptophyta; Magnoliopsida; Lamiales; Pedaliaceae. The record is from RefSeq and is a predicted model, not a curated record.
GAUUGACGACUUUAAAAUACACUGGACAAAACCGGAGGAGAGAAAGGGGAUCCUCUCUUGAUAAUCACAGAUACUCAAGCCGUACUCUGUAGUCGGUAUACGCUCAAAUGGCUGCUUUUACCCUCUCAUCCCCAGCACACCUCCCGUCUUCUCUUCGGGUAUUCUCCAAUUUUUCUUCUUCCAGAAAUGCACCUUCUCGUUGCUUCUAUUCUUUUCCCAAUCCUUCUCCUCUGUUCUCCUCCCCAAACCUUAAACAAAUAUCUUCCUUCAAGUAUCGCCGUCUCAAUCUUGUCGUUUCCGCUUUGAACAAGUUGUCGGAGACUGAGUUGGUGCCCGUUUCGCCCGAAUCCGACGGAAUAUUCCCCUCCAAUUCCGGUGUUUAUGCCGUUUAUGACGGUAGCGGCGACCUUCAAUUCGUCGGCAUAACGCGGAAUCUUGCCGCCAGUGUUCUCGCUCACAAGAAAUCUCUGCCGGAGCUCUGUUGCUCCGUAAAGGUUGGGGUUGUAGAGGAUCCUGAUAAAAAUGCUUUAACUGAAGCAUGGAAAUCAUGGAUGCAAGAACACAUAGCAGACACUGGAAAGGUUCCACCGGGAAAUGAACCAGGAAACGCAACAUGGGUAAAGAAGGCACCAAGAAAGAAGUCUGAUCUGAGGUUAACCCCUGGCCGUCACACCCAAUUGACAGUACCUUUGGAGGAUCUCAUUGACAAGCUAGUGAAAGAGAACAAAGUGGUAGCAUUCAUCAAGGGGUCAAGAAGUGCACCGUUAUGUGGAUUCUCGCAAAGGGUCGUUGCAAUUCUUGAAAGUCAGGGCGUAGAAUACGAAAGUGUAGACGUACUGGAUGAAGAGUAUAACUGUGGUUUGAGGGAGACAUUGAAGAAGUACAGUAACUGGCCUACAUUCCCUCAGAUUUUUGUUAAUGGUGAAUUGGUAGGUGGCUGUGAUAUACUGACCUCCAUGUAUGAGAAGGGUGAGCUUGCCAGUUUGUUUAAACAGUAAAGAUUACUAGUUUCAAAAUCAUAAUUCUUUUUGUUUAGAGGUGAGAUUGGAGUAUUGACUAUUGAGGAAGGCAAAAGCUAGUUAUGUGUUCUAGUGUGUCUGUAGGCUACUAGUGCCAUUAGUUUCUUGUGUUGUAUGAUUGUAUCAGUUACAAACAGGUUCCUUGAUAAUUUGAGCACAAAUUCAAAUA